GCUUAGUUUUUUUUUGUUUUUUUUUACUUUGUUGUUUUAUUUAUUUGUAUUUUAAGCGAGCAUGUGCGUAAUUUUGCGAGGAUUGCCGAGGUACCACCGGGAGUGAGUGCGUUCUGGCAAUAUGCGCCGCUGGGAUAUGGUUUGCAAUCGCAAGGCUUAUGGAAUAUAGCCUCGUUUGUCACAGUCUGUAUGCCCUCUGGUCUAGCCCCGUGAAGAAGAAACUUAUAUUGCUCGGCAUCAUGUUUUUAAUCUGGGUAUACAUGCUGUACUCCUGCGUGGGCUACUGCUCCACCAUGCCAAGUUUGGUGGUGGAUAGUUACCGGGGCAAGGAGACGGGAUCGGCGGUGGGCAAAAGGACAGAGAGCAGCAGGGCGGACCUGAUGUCCAGACUGCUGGCCAAACCGCAGAUAUGGGUGGAUAUAGAGGCCGACUAUGAGGAGCCGUCCAUCAGGACCGCGGCGUCCAGAGACCUGCUCAACAACGAGAUGGAGACGGACAGAGCCGAGGACUGGGACGAGCUCCGGGGCGAGCAGCAGAGAGCCCCGGAGCCCAGUGCCAUGUCAAGUUUCUCCAACGGGUCGGGGAGCAAGAAGCUGCCGCAGGCGAUCAUCAUCGGGGUGAAGAAAGGAGGGACCCGGGCUCUGCUGGAGUUUCUCCGGGUUCACCCCGACAUCAGAGCCGUGGGAGCGGAGCCGCACUUCUUCGACCGCAACUAUGACAAUGGACUGGAUUGGUACAGGGAGCUGAUGCCCAAGACCCUGGAGGGCCAGAUCACCAUGGAGAAAACCCCCAGCUACUUUGUGACCAGAGAGGCGCCGGCCAGGAUCUCCGCCAUGUCCCGGGACACCAAGCUAAUCGUGGUGGUGAGGGACCCCGUCACCAGGGCGAUCUCGGACUACACGCAGACGCUGUCUAAGAAGCCUGACAUUCCCUCCUUCGAGAGCCUGACCUUCAAAAACAGGACUACGGGGCUCAUCGACACGUCGUGGAGCGCCAUCCAGAUCGGCAUCUACGCCAAGCACCUGGACAACUGGCUGCAGUACUUCCCCAUGGAGCAGAUCCUGUUUGUGAGCGGCGAGCGUCUGAUCAGCGACCCGGCCGGCGAGCUGGGCCGCGUGCAGGACUUCCUGGGGCUCAAGAGGAUCAUCACAGACAAACACUUUUACUUCAACCAGACCAAGGGCUUCCCGUGCCUCAAGAAGGCGGAGGGCAGCAGCAAGCCCCACUGCCUGGGCAAAACCAAAGGGCGGACCCACCCGAACAUUAACCCCGAGGUGGUGCAGAGGCUACGGGAAUUCUACCGGCCCUUCAACAUGAAGUUCUACCAGAUGACGGGACAUAACUUUGGUUGGGAUUGAUGUGAAAAUCAUGGAGGACAUGUUUGUUCGUUUUGUUGAGAAGCUAUUUUUUUCCUCUGUAAUUCAUUGGCAAGAUGUGGAGAUAUUGCUAUAUAUAUGUAAAAUGUACAGAAAUCUAUUUUAUAAUAAUUUAUUUUUAUUUCUAAGCAAUUAAUUCACUAAGCUGCCUAACCAUAUUUGUACAUAACAUCUGGCCCAUAUUUUUUUUUUUUUUUUUUUUUUUUUUUUUAACAUUCCUCAUUUUAAUUUUAAAUUCUCUUCCUCUUCCCUCGUGGUCCUGUAAACUCAGUGGAGUUACUGGUGCUUCGUAAUGCAGAUAAUCUGUGAUGACUGAAGUAGGAGUAGGUGAAAAAUGCAAAAAGCACCAUAUUACGGGUACAGAGUGCUCACAGAGAAGCGGAGAACACCCAUACAUGCGCAUCCUGAUUUAUAUAUGCAUAACAACUUUACCUUCAGUUGCCAUCCUUUUCAUACCCCACCAUUCUAAGUGUGAACAUCCACUGGUUUCCUCUUGUAUGGCAUUUCACCGAAACAUGGACCUUCCAGUUAAGUUUUCUACUAUCUAAUUUUCCUGCAGUGGCGUUGGCCUAAGCAGCACAUUUCAUGUCCCUUUCCACUCAAUAACAGGUAAAUCAAUAGGCCUAAUUGAUCCUCAUUGUGUCACUCAUGCUUAAAGUAUACAGCUGCCGUUUCAUUCGCUGUGCUCCUGCUGCCUGCUCUAAUGAAUGGCCCAUCCAUCAAAGGUUAAAUCCUAUCCCGGACCACAUAAGGGCCCAUGUUAACAUUAUGCUAAUUGGGUAAGGUAACUGGGCAGAUCGAUUGAGCCUGCGUUCUCUAACUUCCCAUUAGAAGCAGCAUUGGCUCCGAGCCAGACUCUUGCCCUACCCGCUCAGUUCAAAGGUCACACAAAGUCCCAAUCAGAUUUGCUUGAGAGGUAUUUGAUUUGUUGAAGAGAAUAGAGCGCGAGCACCCGGGGUCAGGGAGACGACUGCGUAUGCCUUGUCUUCACGGUGAGAUGGAAAAUCUUGGCAUGAGGUAGCAAAGGCAUAUCUGUCGGAUACAGAGCGUAAAGAUAGAAAAGAAGAUAGGGAAAGAAGGAAAAAAAAAAAACACAGGCUGUGCCUCGCUGAAAUACCACAUCAUCAAACAGAAAUCCACCAGGCCCAUCUUAGAUCCCAG
Myripristis murdjan (pinecone soldierfish) is the source of this 2537-nucleotide messenger RNA. RefSeq names its product heparan sulfate (glucosamine) 3-O-sulfotransferase 3B1b (gene hs3st3b1b). NCBI's taxonomy places the organism in Eukaryota, Metazoa, Chordata, Actinopteri, Holocentriformes, Holocentridae. The record is from RefSeq and is a predicted model, not a curated record. The transcript is spliced from 2 exons. Bases 159 to 1358 code for a protein of 399 amino acids. Gene Ontology annotation, molecular function: [heparan sulfate]-glucosamine 3-sulfotransferase activity.